AUGGACACCCAUCGGGCAUCAUUCAGCGACAUGGACGAUGGUUCAAAUGCGCACAUAUCGGAGCAGUUGAGUGCUCAUGACCGGCCCCACGACUCGGUCACUACCUUCGUCACUACUCCAUCCCGAUCACUCAGCACCAAAAAGGCCGUCACUCCUAUACCCGCCAACCUACUUCCUUCGGCGCCCGCAUCACCCCCGACACCUGCGCCUAGCCCUACCCCCCACCAACGUUCUUCAAACUGGCCCUCGGCCGACGACGAAGAGAACAGCUUCCUUUUGAAUCUCCGCCUGCAUUUCAGUACUCUGUCAAACGCUCGAAAACAUAAAAUCCUUGAGGGUCUUUUGGACGUAUGCGACAGUCAACAGUUGAGCUUUGUGUCGAGUUACGUCGCUCCUAGGUUGAGAAAAGACCCAUUUCAGGUCUUUCCUAAUGAGUUAUGCCUAAGAGUAUGCUACUUGGUUCGAGUUCUUUCCUUCAUCGACGACCCGAAGACCCUCGCCAGAGCUUCACAAGUGUCACGGCGCUGGCGAGAACUACUGUCUGACGACAUCACAUGGAAAAAUCUAUGCGAAAAACAUGCAUACUCGGUGCGGCGAGUUUUGGACGAUGAAGGGGACCUUGUCGACCCUUUCACCGCCCAUCCCGUGGACGCGGCUUCCGGCGCACGCACCUUCAGCGGGUUACAGCGGCGCUUGACUGCGUCAACUGGCCAGUCUACUGAGAGCGCGCCAGAACUACCCCGCACGCUUUCUGGAGAAUGGUUGCCUCCGACCACUUCCCCUGCCCGACGACGCCGGACACGACCUGUAUCUUACCGCUCACAGUUUAAGCAAAAAUACAUGGUUGAGUCUGCGUGGAACAAGGGUGGCCGCUGUGUCCAGCGUCAUAUCACACCUGAUCAGGGUGUGGUGACGAGUCUGCACCUUACCCCGAAGUACAUUGUGGUUGCGUUGGAUAAUGCGAAAAUUCAUAUAUACGACACCAACGGCGACAACCAGAAAACGCUGCAAGGUCAUGUGAUGGGAGUAUGGGCGAUGGUCUUAUGGGACGACACUUUGGUUAGCGGAGGCUGCGAUCGCGAAGUUCGAGUAUGGAACAUGGCAACCGGGACAUGCUUACAUCUUCUUCGUGGUCACACAUCAACGGUUCGUUGCCUGAAAAUGUCCGAUCGGAACACAGCUAUCUCAGGAUCCCGAGAUACUACUCUCCGGAUAUGGGAUUUAGCUACAGGAACCUGUCGCAACGUUCUCGUUGGGCACCAAGCUAGUGUGCGAUGCAUUGCAAUUCAUGGUGACCUAGUUGUAUCGGGCAGCUAUGACACGACGGCGCGGAUUUGGAGCAUCUCCGAAGGCCGCUGCCUACGCACCCUUUCCGGCCAUUUCAGUCAGAUCUACGCUAUUGCCUUCGACGGUCGGCGGAUCGCCACGGGGAGCUUGGAUACUAGCGUCCGGAUCUGGGACCCACAGUCUGGACAGUGCCAUGCCAUUCUCCAAGGACAUACAUCCUUGGUGGGUCAACUACAGAUGCGGGACGACACGCUUGUGACUGGUGGCUCAGAUGGUUCGGUCCGUGUCUGGUCGUUGACCAAGAUGGCGCCCAUUCACCGUCUUGCGGCCCACGAUAACAGUGUCACUAGUCUUCAAUUCGACAAAACUCGCAUUGUCAGUGGUGGUAGUGAUGGCCGCGUCAAGGUUUGGAACCUACAAACUGGACAGCUGCUCCGGGAGCUUUCUACGCCUGCCGAAGCGGUAUGGAGGGUUGCUUUCGAAGACGAAAAGGCAGUAAUCAUGGCGAGCCGGUCUGGCCGCACAGUUAUGGAGGUGUGGUCUUUUUCUCCGCCACCAGAAGACUACGAUGAUACUGCUAUCGAGAGUACCUCUAGCACGCCAGGUCUAAGAUCUGUUAAUGACAAUGAGCUGGCCCUUCCACCUCGCCGUCGGACCCUAUGCUCCGACCCGCCACCCUCGAUUCCACUAAGCACCGAUAGCGACUCACUCAUGCCAGAUGCACCUCAAUAA
This is a messenger RNA of Penicillium bovifimosum, 2019 nucleotides long. RefSeq names its product F-box/WD repeat-containing protein. The record is from RefSeq and is a predicted model, not a curated record. The transcript is spliced from 4 exons. NCBI's taxonomy places the organism in Eukaryota, Fungi, Ascomycota, Eurotiomycetes, Eurotiales, Aspergillaceae. Bases 1 to 2019 code for a protein of 672 amino acids. Gene Ontology annotation, molecular function: protein binding.